Molecule: messenger RNA, 266 nt
Organism: Dentiscutata heterogama
Lineage: Eukaryota; Fungi; Glomeromycota; Glomeromycetes; Diversisporales; Gigasporaceae
Source: the annotation of a GenBank genome assembly
AUGAAAAACUUUCCCACACCCACCAACCUCCAACAACUGCAUGAGUUUAGAGGCUUGGCCUCCUAUUACCAUUGGUUCAUUAAAGACUUUUCAAAAAUUGCAGCUCUUCUCAACUUUUUAUUAAAGAAAAAUACCAGAUACUCAUGGACAAGUGCUCAGAAAGCUGCAUUCAUUAAUCUGAAAGAAAGGCUCAUAACUACUCCUAUUUUGGCUUAUUCUGAUUUCGAUGAACUAUUUCUUCUCUUUACUGAUGCUUCUGGCAUGGC